AUGCCAGCUAAAUCAAAAUGGGUUUUGGUUAUGCUCGAAAGUAUUAUUACUGGCCAUAGACAAUUUUGGAUUCGCGAACGUACAGCAGAAAAAGUUGAAAAGAUACUGGUCGAUCCUCAAAUUAGACGAAGAGUGCUGUUUCGCGAGGUAAAGCGAAUUCGUGCUAAAAGUCAGGUUGAAAAUUUCGCUCGGAAUCGUUUUGGUCUGGAGUGA
Molecule: messenger RNA, 213 nt
Organism: Soboliphyme baturini
Lineage: Eukaryota; Metazoa; Nematoda; Enoplea; Dioctophymatida; Soboliphymatidae
Source: the annotation of a GenBank genome assembly